Penicillium cinerascens is the source of this 660-nucleotide messenger RNA. RefSeq names its product flavin-linked sulfhydryl oxidase ERV2. Gene Ontology annotation, cellular component: mitochondrion. NCBI's taxonomy places the organism in Eukaryota, Fungi, Ascomycota, Eurotiomycetes, Eurotiales, Aspergillaceae. The coding region runs from base 1 to 660 and encodes 219 amino acids. The record is from RefSeq and is a predicted model, not a curated record. Gene Ontology annotation, molecular function: flavin-dependent sulfhydryl oxidase activity; flavin adenine dinucleotide binding. The transcript has 4 exons.
AUGGCGAACCGGCAAAUCACACGGCGCAUCGCCAUCAGCGCCGCGAUGUCGAUAUGCCUCCUCUUCUUCCUCUUUAUCCGCCCGCAGGGCCCUCCAAGUCCUGCCGUCCGAGCUCCCGGGCACAUUACGCACAACUCGGCGCCCGCGCCGGGGAUCACCAUCCAGGAAAAUAUACUGAAAGGGGCGGUGGUGAUGCCGAAACUGGGCAAUGAGACGGUCAAAGCUGAACUGGGCCGUGCGACGUGGAAGUAUUUCCACACUGUCAUGGCUCGAUUCCCCGAGAAGCCUACCCUCGACGAGCAGGAAGCCUUGCGCUCGUAUAUCCACCUCUUCGCGCGACUGUAUCCUUGCGGCGAAUGCGCGGAACAUUUCCAGCAACAUCUAAGCAAAUACCCACCGCAGGUAUCAUCGCGGAACUCCGCAGCAGGGUGGGCAUGCUUCAUCCACAACGAGGUCAAUGCGAUGCUUGAUAAACCAGAAUUCGACUGCAACGACCUCGGCUCGUUCUACGACUGUGGAUGCGGCGGCGACGAGGCAAGUGGCGAGGACAAGAGCAAGGAUGGACGCUCGGCCACCCAUGCCGAUACGCCACAGGAUGGGGACGAUCGUCACGAUAACUUGGCAGUGGAAAUCUCCAAGGAAGCGACUACGCGCGGUUGA